GGACCGGCCCAAUCCGUUUAGACUAAACUCCACAUGAAUCACAACAACCCGGUUAGAGCUAGUAUCCACCGGAUUCAGUUUUGGGUGAACCGGACCGGUCUGGCCCGACCCGGCCCUUUGGUACCAGCACAUUCGAGACCCUUCUAGGACUAGCACUUUUGGUCCCCAUAAAUACAAUUUCUAUCAACUGUUAUCAACUUUCCAACACUUAUUUUUCCCUCUGUAUAUCAGCAGCCAAAAUCAAGAAACUCGAAAAAAAGAGGGAUAAGGAUGUCAUAUUUGUUGCCACAUCUUCAUUCAGGAUGGGCAGUGGAUCAAGCUAUCCUUGCUGAAGAAGAACGCCUGGUUAUUAUUCGCUUUGGUCAUGAUUGGGAUGAUACUUGUAUGCAGAUGGACGAGGUGCUGUCUUCGGUUGCAGAGACGAUCAAGAACUUUGCUGUGAUUUACCUGGUCGAUAUCACUGAGGUCCCUGAUUUCAACACGAUGUACGAGCUGUAUGAUCCAUCAACCGUCAUGUUCUUCUUCAGGAACAAGCACAUUAUGAUUGAUCUUGGCACAGGGAACAACAACAAGAUCAACUGGGCACUUAAGGAUAAACAGGAGUUCAUCGAUAUUGUUGAGACAGUGUAUCGCGGUGCAAGAAAGGGUCGUGGUUUAGUUAUUGCACCAAAAGAUUACUCUACCAAGUACAGAUACUAAGCAUAUAUAUUUGUACAUGCUGUUACUUGGUUGCUUUAAUAUGUUGUACGAACUGAUUGAACAAUAUCCUAUUGACAUGUAAAAAAUUGACCAUGUAUGAAUUACGAGGAGCUUCUUGAUGAGGCUUGGUUCUUUUUCUCUGCUA
Molecule: messenger RNA, 844 nt
Organism: Capsicum annuum
Lineage: Eukaryota; Viridiplantae; Streptophyta; Magnoliopsida; Solanales; Solanaceae
Product: thioredoxin-like protein YLS8
Exons: 2
Coding region: 271-699 (142 amino acids)
Biological process (GO): mRNA splicing, via spliceosome
Cellular component (GO): U5 snRNP; U4/U6 x U5 tri-snRNP complex; spliceosomal complex
Source: RefSeq, a predicted model, not a curated record